AUGAGGGACGAAGACGAAACAGUUGAAUGUGCGGAUUCAGAACCUUCCAUAGAGGUGAGUCACACAGCCUCUGUGCAUCAAGAAACUCAGGAUAUAUUUUGCUCCUUUAGACACAGGUGGGGAGAGUUAACCCCAGGAGUGAAGAUAGAAAUGAGCAACACGAACAGUGAAAAAAACCCGCAAGAAACACCAACUGCAUCAAAUCAUUUGCAGAGACAAAGACAGGCAUUUGCUUACCUUUCACAUGGAUUACUGGACAGAGUAGUAACAAAUGGUAUGCUGCUUGCUGGGUUUCUCAUCAGGAAUAUCUCGGUCGUCAGUGAUAAUGUACAGAUUGAACACAAAUGGUCUUCCAUUUUGAGAAGCGUAGCCCUGUCUAUCUCACUGGUUCAUGCCGGCCUUGAAGUGGAUUCACAGGCCCUGAAGAGGUUGAAGGGUGUCUGCAUGAGACUAUCCAUGGGUCCUUGUCUUGUGGAGGCAUGCGCUUCUGCUCUUCUUGCCCACUUCCUGAUGGGUUUACCAUGGCGAUGGGGAUUUUUACUGGGUUUUGUUUUAGGUGCCGUAUCUCCAGCUGUUGUGGUGCCUUCAACACUACGUUUGCAGGAAGAAGACUAUGGUGUUAAAACAGGUGUCCCAACCUUACUCAUGGCUGCUGGCAGCUUUGACGACCUUCUAGCCAUCACUGGCUUUAACAUGUGCCUGUUCAUAGCAUUUUCCACAGACUCCACAAUUGUUAAUGUCCUCGGAGGAGUUUUGCAGGUGGUAAUCGGUGUGGCAACUGGAUCUCUUCUUGGAUUUUUUAUUCACUCUCUAAGCAGUGCCCAGGGCACUCUUGUGUGGAUGAAAGCAUUCCUUGUGUUGGGGUCCUCUGGGCUACUUAUUUUCAGCAGUGUGUAUUUUGGUUUCCCUGGGUCAGGAGAACUACUGUGCGUAUUAGUCAUGGCCUUCCUUCCAGGCACAGGAUGGACAAGGAAAAAGGCAGAGGUUGAAAAAAUAAUUGCAGUUGCCUGGGACAUUUUUCAGCCCCUUCUUUUUGGACUGUUUGGAGCAGAGGUAUCCAUUGCAUCUCUCAAACCAGAAACUGUUGGACUUUGUGUUGCCACCCUGGGCCUUGCAGUAUUGAUACGAAUUUUGACCGUAUUUCUGAUGGUGUGUUUUGCUGAUUUUAACACAAAGGAAAAGAUAUUUAUUUCUUUUGCAUGGCUUCCUAAGGCCACAGUCCAGGCUGCAAUAGGAUCUGUGGCUUUGGAUACAGCAAGAUCACAUGGAGAUACACAGCUGGAAGAAUAUGGAAUGGCUGUGUUGACAGUGGCAUUUUUGGCUAUCCUCAUUACAGCCCCAAUUGGAAGUCUCCUUAUUGGUUUGUUGGGCCCCAGGCUUCUCCAGAAAGAUGAAAAGGUUCAAGGAGAUCCUUCUGAAUAAGUUAACAGAGGUGAAAAGAGAGAAUGCUGAAUAUAAUAUUUAGAAAACUGCUACCAGAGGCUGCUUCAUCAAGAUGGAGUUGAAAUAUGUAAUGUUUAAGCUUAAAAUGCAGUAGAACCGUAAGUGUGGCUUUUUCUUUAUGACAGUGGUAACAUUCUACAUCUCCAAUCCUGAUUUCUUUACCUUUUUUUUUCUUUUUCAAACUCUUCUUCAUCAUAUAUCUUUAUUUUUAUGCUACUACUUUAUAUACUUUAAUGUGCUACCAUAAUUUAAAAUUAGCAGAAGGAAGAAUGAGUUUAGUUAUCACCCAACAACUUGCUCUUAGUUACUCUCACUGUCUCACGAUCCAGUCGCUUAGACUCAAAUGCUUUGAAUGCCCUGACUUAGUUACUCUCACAGUCUCACGAUUCAGUCACUUAGACUCAAAUGCUUUGAAUGCCCUGACUUAGUUAUUCUUACUGUCUCACGAUCCAGUCACUUAGACUCAAAUGUUUUGAAUGCCCUGACUUAGUUACUCUCACAGUCUCACGAUUCAGUCACUUAGACUCAAAUGCUUUGAACUGGUUUUCACUCCUUUUUUUUAAACACUGUAAUGCACUCCCUCAUCAAUUCCUAGCUACUUUCUCCUUGCUAUUCUGUCUCUUCUCUAUUUCUAUUUCAUUUACUACUUUCUGAGAAUUAUUGUAACUGAUUAGUCCCUACUAGAUUUUUUAAGUACAUUUUUUAAGUACAUUCCUCUUGUCCCCAUCUAGAUGUCAGAAGACCUUAUCUUGUUCCUUAACUGACUAGACAGUGUCCUCCAUUUCAGUGACUCAUCCGAGUUUAC
This is a messenger RNA of Loxodonta africana (African savanna elephant), 2248 nucleotides long. Its product is annotated as sodium/hydrogen exchanger 9B2-like. The record is from RefSeq and is a predicted model, not a curated record. Lineage: Eukaryota; Metazoa; Chordata; Mammalia; Proboscidea; Elephantidae. Gene Ontology annotation, molecular function: antiporter activity. Gene Ontology annotation, biological process: proton transmembrane transport. Gene Ontology annotation, cellular component: membrane. The coding region runs from base 1 to 1422 and encodes 473 amino acids. The transcript has 10 exons.